This is a messenger RNA of Galdieria sulphuraria, 1195 nucleotides long. RefSeq names its product thioredoxin reductase (NADPH). Gene Ontology annotation, molecular function: thioredoxin-disulfide reductase (NADPH) activity. The record is from RefSeq and is a predicted model, not a curated record. Gene Ontology annotation, cellular component: cytoplasm. The transcript has a single exon. The coding region runs from base 46 to 1038 and encodes 330 amino acids. NCBI's taxonomy places the organism in Eukaryota, Rhodophyta, Bangiophyceae, Galdieriales, Galdieriaceae. Gene Ontology annotation, biological process: removal of superoxide radicals.
UUGGAAUUUUCAUCGAUCACGUCUGAAGAAGGAGUGUGACUAUCCAUGAAUUGUCUUAGUUGUAGACUAUGUAUCAUUGGCUCUGGUCCCGCUGCUUAUACAGCUGCUAUCUAUGCAGCCAGAGCAGAACUUCAACCCAUAUUAUUUGAAGGGUUUCUUGCUAAUGGAGUGGCAGCAGGUGGACAAUUGACUACCACUACUGUGGUGGAAAACUAUCCUGGUUUUCCUGAAGGCAUUCAAGGUCCAGAGCUAUGUGAAAGAUUUCGAAAGCAAGGAGAGAGUUUUGGUACUGAAAUUUUUACAGAAACUGUGGAAAAAGUGGACUUUUCUCGUCGUCCGUAUAGAAUAUUCAGUAGCAAUAGAGUGGUGGAAUCCGAUUCGGUCAUCAUAGCCACUGGAGCUUUAGCCAAGAGACUGGAUUUCAUAGGUUCUGGAGACCCGCCUGAUGGUUUUUGGAAUAGAGGUAUAUCUGCUUGUGCUGUUUGUGAUGGAGCAGCUCCUAUUUUUCGCAAUCAAGAUUUGGUCGUUGUAGGAGGCGGUGAUAGUGCCAUGGAGGAAGCCAUGUUUUUGACAAAGUUUGGAAAGAGCGUUACUGUUAUUCACCGCAGAGAUGACUUGAGAGCUUCCAAAGUUAUGCAAAAUAGAGCAAAGGCCAAUGAAAAGAUCCGUUUUCUUUUUUCCCACAUAGUGGUUGAAGCGUACGGUGACCGUGUUUUGAAAGGUGUCAAGGUGAAAGAUUUGAAGAAUAAUGAGUUGAGGAAUUUAUCUUGUUCUGGUUUAUUUUUUGCUGUUGGUCAUUUGCCUGCAACCAAGUUUCUGGAAAAUCAAGUUGAACUAGAUGAAGAUGGAUAUAUCAAAACUGUUCCAGGCAGUACUAAAACGAGCGUUCCAGGAGUAUUUGCUUGUGGAGAUGUUCAGGAUAAGAAAUGGAGACAAGCAAUCACUGCAGCAGGUACCGGUUGUAUGGCAGCACUGGAAGCCGAACAUUACUUAUCCACAGAAAUGGAACAAGUCGAUGGCCUUCAUUGGAUAGAAUAAUAAAUGGUUAAGAGGAAUGAUCGUUUUAUUUGCGUUGUUUUUUACUUGGCCAAAAGAACUUUUUCUUCUCUUUUUUAGGAGUGUUCGUCUUUGAACUGUUAUUGGAUGAUGCCAAUGAACUGCUCGUGUACACAGAGGACUCCUUCUUUUGCCUGAU